Molecule: messenger RNA, 4679 nt
Organism: Spodoptera littoralis (African cotton leafworm)
Lineage: Eukaryota; Metazoa; Arthropoda; Insecta; Lepidoptera; Noctuidae
Source: the annotation of a GenBank genome assembly
AUGGGGAAAGAUAAGCACCAGCCGACGGAGGCUGAAGUGAAGGUGGCUACGGUGGAGCUGGAGUCUGUGGACAACAUGGCUACGUUACCGGUGGGCCAGCACCGGCAGCAGGGCAGUGACAUGGCGAUUGCUGAGAAGCACAACAAUGCGAACAAAGAGAUGGAGCUGAAGUGCGUCCAGCCUAAGCCGUCUAAGAAAACUUCACUGUUUAUCAUCUCGAGUUUCAUCUACGCCAAGCUCUUGGUUGUUGUGUGUAUCGCUUACGUCAUCAGUGAUGUCAUCACACACAACCUCCCCCUCUAUUACUACGAGGGGUUCUUCACCUACCUGUAUGGCAUGAGCAUUCUGUUUUUGUUGUACGUCUUCUGCUUUUUACUCCAAGCCCCCGCCAAAAGAGAAGAAACUAAGAAGGAAAAGGAAAAGAAAACCAAAGACAAAGAAGCGAAGGAAGGCAAGGAAGGAAAGGAUGGAAAAGAAGGCAAGGAUAAAAAGGAAGGAAAGAAAGAUAACAAGUCUAAAGACAAAGGCAAAGACAAGGAGGAAAAAGACAAGGCAUCCAAAGAGGCUAAGAAACAAAGUCAAUUCCAGGAGGUGUAUCCCCGUAAGAUGCGUGAUAAAGUUCGUCAACAGCAAUUGCAAUUGCAAAUGGCGCAAUUGUAUGCGUCUGACCAGCAACAACAACAGCAACAACAAGAUAUUGUGGAGCUGGAGGCAGGCCCUGUUGCGAGACCGGUUCGCAGGCGCAAGACUUCUCAGAAUGAUCACAGCCACGGCAGCUUCUUCCUUAGGAUUGGAGCAAUUGCUUUUGGUCUCGGGACUAUGAUCUACAACGGGUUGGAGUUUGGCACCUUCUUCGAAUUGCCUCUAGAGUCGCCCUGCUACUUAAUCUUGAAAGGCGUCAACCCCGUCUUGCAGAUGGUGUUUACAUUCAUGCAAAUGUAUUUCAUUUUCAUGAAUUCUCGGCUGAACAUUCAUCGAUUCAAAGUCAUCGCUCGGUUCGGUCUGAUGCAUGUAGUUGCUACAAACAUUUGCGUUUGGAUUCGUACUUUGGUGCUGGAGUCAUUGAAGGAAAUCACCGAUUACCACGUUAAGAAUCCUCAUGGUUACUCAGGAGAAGGCGUGUUAGGAAAAGUCAUCCGUAAGCACACUCUGAGGCAUUCCGGUAAAGUGUUCGGUGCAGCUACCACAGCCGCUACCUCUAUCGCAUCUACUGUUUUAACCACCGCUAAGACCACUGGAGAGCAACUCAUGAACGUUGUCACUUCCACAGCCGCUCCUACCACUACUCCUACCACAACUACUACCCUCUCAUCAUAUAAUAUCAUGGGUGGUGGGUUACCUAAGUCAAAACUGAUCGAAACUCUUAAGAGUACGGUAGGUUACGACAACGGGAUGGGAUAUGGUCGCGAAUUCAGAGAAUGGCCUAAUGACAAUCCGUUUACUACGACAUCUUUUGCACCACUAACAACGGAGUCCGAUAAAGUGACUCAGACACAGACGGCCAUGCUAGAAGUCUUCCAGUGGCUUCGCACUUCAACUCUGAAACCGAUUCUUAGCGCUAUAUCGACUAUGAUGCCAAUGACCAACACGUCAGAAAUCUUCGAGUCAUUCGACGGUCUCAAUCCAGCUGCGCUGAUCGCCAAUAUCGAUAAUACUACAGUGUGCGGCCGAAACCCAAUUAUGGGCACUAUCGUAACCGACUCGGCACCUUAUCUGUAUCCGUUCAUCAUUGAAUACUCCCUCAUCGGUGCCGCCGUCAUUUACGUUAUGUGGAAGCAUAUUGGCCGCUACCCCAGCGUGGCCAACGAUGAAGAUCUGGAAAGACGUCUGGAGGCUGUUCUCUCCCGCAGGGCGGCAGCGCUUGCAGCGGCUCAGCGUGGUAACCGUGUCGAUUGUGCCGGAGCCUCUAAGGGUCUCUUCUGUGGACUGCUACUGCUCGUCGCCUCCCUCAUCUGCUUGAUACUCUUCUUCGUCCUGAUAAGACACCAGGAGUUGAAGCGCCUCUCGAUCUAUUUGGCCGAUGUGUCUCACUGUGCUCUGAUGGUUCUUUCUAUACUGGCGAUUCUAAUCGGAUUCAUACGGGUGCAAUCUCUGAAGUUCCGCUCAGAGGAACAGUCCGACUUGAACGACAUCCUGCUGCGUGUUUCUGCGUUUGGUCUCUUCGUGUACGCUGUGUUCAGCGUCAUCGCUGGUGGAAUGGGAGCCUUCACCCACGAGCCAAACCUUCUUGUCAUGAUUACUGGCUGCUUGAGCGUGCUUCAGGUGGUUCUGCAACUACUCUUCAUCGCUGAUGUUUCUCGCCGCCGUGUCCACCUGCCUGAACAAGAACGCAGCAAGCCCGCCCGUCAGGCCGUCACCUUCCUCCUUAUCUGCAACGUCACCAUGUGGCUCAUCUACACCUUUGAAGCCCAAAAAGUCCUCGCUAACCCGGUUCAACUUGAUUUCUACGGUUUCGUGGCUUGGUCUCUCGUCCAGCGCUUCACUCUGCCACUUUGCAUUUUCCACCGCUUCCACUCAGCUGUCACCCUUGCCGAAAUUUGGAAGACCAGCUACAAAGCGCGCCUGGAGUGAGCAAUUGGAACUAAUUAAAUUGGAGACCUAAGUCCAAUCAACAACAUCCUAAUGCAACUUGGGAUGACAAUUACGGAUUCGUCCUCAUCCGGGACAGCAAUUUUUUGUAGGUAGAACGGAUAAAAUUAUUGCUAGUUUUCAAAAUCAUCUUGCUAUUUCAAGUGUUAGUAUAGGUGUGACGAAUUUAGGAUGGUAAACAUUGCAUUUUACAAUGUAGAAGUGAAUAAGUAAUUGCUCUCCCGGAAAGUAUUGUAGUUGACACGAAGUAAUCACCUGGACCUACCUACCCUAUGGAUCAUCGAUAUGUUGGUUAUUAUUUGCGGUUCUUUCAUACUUCGUUUAUCUUUCACAUUCCAUUCUAUUACAGUUUCAAUAAAAAUUAGGUUUCUUGAAAGACUGACUGUGGAGACUUUAAAGCGACCAAGCAUACAUAUUUUCAGCUCAUUUUUCUUUAAUAGAUACGUAAACAGAUUUGCUCAGAUUUCGGAAUUCUAUACUUACUUGCUAUCUUCAUUUUGAAGUUGUAUGAGAGCGUUUUAAUCGAAAACACGAUAAUAAAAUUGAAAAAUCCCAGUUGUGAAAAGUUCCCUCCUUUGUUAGAAAUAAUUUGUGUGCCAUGGUUUUAGGGUUAAGGCUUCAUUAAAAAUUUGACAAUAUUUUACAUUUCUGGAACAGUUUGAAUCUCAAACAAAAUCUGUCUUCUCUGCGACUAGCAUUCUUUGUUGUUGUUUCAUUAAUUAUAAUUCAUAAUUAACUUCAAUCAUGUUGUCGAUGAAUUUAACAUUUCAGCACAAAAUGGGAGCCAUUUUGUGUGUCUAUUUAAAUCCGUAUCUAAAGUAUAUAAGAUAUAAAAUUAAUUAAUAUAAAUUAAUUAUUAUAUUAACGUUUCAGAAGAUUUAUUAGCCAACAUAAAUUUGAGGUAAAGAAGUAGGAUUACUAUAAAAGUUUAAUAUUAUGUGGUAUCGUAAGGGGGUAGUUGACGUGUCGAAAAUUAUAUCUAAUUAAACGUACUUAACUUAGAGAUGGAGUAGAGACCUGCCGCUUGAGCUGCAGAGCGCCGCUUUAUACGGAUCAUUUGGGUAUUUGAGUUUAGGAGACAUUUUUAUUGCAAAGGGGCCAUAAAAAUGUAAAUUUUUUAUCAAUAAAAAACAAGCACAUUUUAUAGCGCUGACGUUAGCAAGUUCAGAAAUGUGGUAACACUAGAUCUAGUAAUAAGUUACAUGCACUAGCAACAUUAUUAGAUGUUGUUAGAAUAAAAAAUCUUCUAUGUAUUAGUCAUUUAUAAAAUCGAUUACAAUUUGCGAAGUUUUAACAUGGGACUAAGUUCACAGCAUCAAGUAUAACGCUAAGUACGUUUGAAAAUUUUCUCAGUAAAAUAUUUUCGUAAAUGAUUUAUGUGCAAUCUAUUUUUAUAGGCUGACUAAUUUACAAUAUCUGUCUAUUUGUGUAAUGCAAUGGUCAAUCGUGAUUUUCACGUGAUAUCAUUUCUAUAUUAUGGAUUUUGUAUAAAUAGUUCAUACUCAAUUGUUUAUAUUUAUUAAUUUUGUAAAUUAACUUUUAAGGUAAAAUCGUAAUUUAUUGCUCUAGAGUCUGAGAGUACCGUGUGCUUACAACGUGAGAUUUCGAGUGAUUGUAGUUAGUUUCUGAUUGAUUUAAAAUACAUAUUUUAAUGUUUAUAAUUAGUAGUAAACAGUGGAUAUAAAAAAGAAAAUAAGAAAAAAGAGCUCAAUCGUAUUGAUUUUUGAGAAAUUUAUUGAUUUAAUGGGUCUCGACAUGUUUAUUGUUAGCAACACCAACCAGCGUGUUUGGCUUGUCUCAUCACUGCCGAUAUUUUAACAUUAACAAUAGAUUAUUAUUGUUAGUAAGUCCUUUGAUAAACCUAUACUAUUUCUAACUUGUUCAAUUUUGUAGGUGAUAUUUAAUGUGUACCUUGAUGUUUGGAACAAAUGUACCGAUGUUUGUAACUCUAGGUUUUAACAUUAUUAUCAUACCUAUGUGGAUACUCGAUCAGUGUUAUAUAGAUACCAAAAAUUUGGAAAUUCUACUUUAAAAUAUAUAAUUAAUACAUGUAAAUGUCUAUUUGAAUAAAUUAAAUAAUACUUAUACGU